Lizanozyma spartinae is the source of this 396-nucleotide messenger RNA. RefSeq lists its product as uncharacterized. Bases 1 to 396 code for a protein of 131 amino acids. Lineage: Eukaryota; Fungi; Ascomycota; Pichiomycetes; Serinales; Debaryomycetaceae. The transcript has a single exon. The record is from RefSeq and is a predicted model, not a curated record.
AUGUCCACGUUAUACCCUAAAGUCACUAUCAAGUUCUGUAUCAAAUGCAAAUGGCAUAAUCGUGCUAUCUGGUAUGUCCAAGAGAUUCUUCAGACAUUUCCUAGCGUCGGCGAAGUGUCACUUCAACCAACAUCAGACCCUGCGGGACUCUUUGAGAUUCAGGUGGCUGUCAAUGCAGACUCGGUCCAAACCAUCUACAAACGGAAGUUCCGUUCCAGUGCCGAUCUGCAAACAGAUGACUUUUAUUAUGACGGGUUUCCUGAUGCUAAGCUUGUGAAGGGUUUGGUUAAAAGGGCUCUUGGAGAGUCACGGGACUUGGGACACUCUGAAGGUGGUGGUUUAUUAAAUUGUGGUGAUUGCGCUGCUGAAGAUGGCAUUUGUCAAGUUGACUCAUAG